Messenger RNA from Limulus polyphemus (Atlantic horseshoe crab), 4858 nucleotides. RefSeq names its product protein misato homolog 1-like (gene mst). Bases 132 to 1862 code for a protein of 576 amino acids. Gene Ontology annotation, biological process: mitochondrion distribution. The transcript is spliced from 14 exons. The record is from RefSeq and is a predicted model, not a curated record. Lineage: Eukaryota; Metazoa; Arthropoda; Merostomata; Xiphosura; Limulidae. Gene Ontology annotation, cellular component: cytoplasm.
GCCAGUGUUACAUCGUUUUAAUUAACUGUUAAGUUUCGAAACGUGAUCUACAGUAUAUGACAUGUUUGGAUGAGUAUAUUAUUAAUAUAUAGAUUAAUGUUUUUAACUGUGGGGAGCUUUUCAAAUCUGUUAUGUCUAACACGAAAGAAAUAAUCACCAUUCAAAUUGGACAUUACUCAAAUUUUGUAGGAACUCAUUGGUGGAACUUACAGGAAGCAUCUUUUUGCUAUGAUGCAAGUAAAGUUCCUGAAUUGGAGAUCAAUCAUGAUGUGCAGUUUCGUGAAGGAAAAACCUUAAGGGGUCACACUACAUAUACGCCUCGUCUUCUUGCUAUAGACACGAAAGGAAGUUUAAAGACUUUGAAGCAAACAGGAACUUUAUAUGACAUUUCUCAUACCAAACCUAGCUCUGAAUGGGGUGGAAAUAUAGACAUUUUCAAAAGUGAACCAGAAAGAAGAAAUGAAUUUUUAAAACAAAUAGAAAAAAAUCAGAGGUCAUGCUACAAAGAUACUGAGUGCUGUGUAAAUUUUGAUGAAGAAAAGGAUACUUGUCAAGCCAAAUUCUCUUCAGCAGUACCUGAAACAGCAUCUUCAGAAGAAUUUGGACUGAAGACUUAUAAUUUGGAUAAUGGCGUAGAAGUGUGGUCAGAUUUUCUAAAAACUCAGUUUCAUUCUCGGAGCAUUUGUCUGAUUGAUGAGUACUUCCAUGACAGUGAACAAGAUCCAUUUGAUCUAUUUGGCCUUGGAGUGCAAGUGAUGUCCUCUGAGAACUACUGUGAUGAGGUUGAAAACAGGUUGCGUUUAUUUUCAGAAGAGUGUGACUUUCUUCAAGGCUUUAACAUUCUUUUAGAUGGGUAUAAUGGGUUUUCGGGUGUGGCUGCAGGUAUAUUGAACCUGCUAAAUGAUGAUUACAGAAACCAAGUUAAGUUCUGCUGUCCUCUUUAUCAGCCAGAAUACAAAAUACUGGGAAAUAUGUCCCAGAGGGAAGAAGUACACAGACUUUUCAGUAGUAUCCUCUGUUUUGAAAACUUAGCAGAAAAUAGUUCUUUGUUUUGUCCAAUGUCCCUAGGCACCAACCUUAUAUCUUCAUCUUCAGAACCUCUCUCAUUUCCUCAUCUAAACUACAAUCCCACAUUACCCUAUCAUACAAGUGCUAUCAUUACAUCAGCCCUUGAUACUAUCACUCUCCCACUUCGUCAUAGGAAGAAUGCAGUUCAUAUGGUUGAUACUAUAAACACCUUAAAUAUUCUUGGGAGAAAAAUGGCAACUUUUAGCCUUUGUCUUCCUGUCUCUCUUCCUGAAGAAAGUUACUUGUCAGACAUUUGGUUACCUAGUAAAAAUAAAAAAAGCAUACAUCUUCAGUCUUUGUUACCUAACUGUGAUAUAUAUGGGUUUAAGACUGCCUCUGAGACAAUAGUUUUACGAGGAAUUCCAUCUUAUCUAACUUACAGACCCUCCUUUCCAAGCCAUCAACAGACUACAAGGGAAGAGCUAUUAAGUUUCUAUUUAAAUCAGUGGUAUCCAUGCCCUAUGAGCAUUAUAAAUACACUGAAUGAACCAUGUAAAGUCACCGUUCCAUUUCCUCACAUCUUCAAGCCAGAAAUCACUUCAGAAGGAUUUCUUAGCUCUAAAGUUAGAAGAGCACAUCAGAGUGUUGAAAAUGUCCCAGUUAUGGCAGGGUUACACAGCUCAAAUAAUAUUUCAAGGCUUUUGGAAGAAAUAGUUCAAGAAGCAUCCAGACGAAACAUUUACAAGUACCAUCGCUGUUGGGAGACUGGUUCAGAGCCAGAUGAUCUAACUGAGGCCCUACACAACUUAGAGACUUUAGCUAUGAAUUUCUCUGACAGAAAUGAGAUAAGUUAAAGAAGAUAAUAAACUCAAAAACUGUCUGAAAAAAAAAGUAUUUGAAAAAAGUUUCUGCAUAUUUCUUCUGUAAAGAGAAUUGUGAUUGUUAGAUUAGAAAGUGUCUGAAAUUUACAACUAUACCAAAAAUAGCAUAAAACGUUAAGCAUGGACAGCCUUAGAUAGGUGUAAGUUUAAAAACUCAUGCUGAAAAUGGUAAAAUUAAUGUGGAUUAUUGUUCAUGACUAAUCUGUCAACCACUGCCCCUUAUAUGAAUCUGAUAAAGAAAACUUUAAUUGAGAAAAAUAAAAUACCUCAUAACGUCUAAUGCUUCAAAGUUUAAUUCAGUAUAUCUUUAACACUAGAACAGCCAGUGAUUCACUCGUACUUAGAACUGCCAUAAUGCUGUCAUUUUGAUGGCUACAUACUAUAGUGUCACUAUUAAAAUGAAAGACAAAUUAUUGAAUACAACUCAAAAGUUUUAUUUUGGAACAUCAAAACAAGCAUAAUAACAGUAGGAAAAUAAAAAGUUGUGCAAAAAAACAACACUUCAAUAACUUAAAUGCUACAAUAAAAUAUACAUAUCAAAAGAAACAAGUUAGUAAGCAUUUAUAAACAGCUUUAUGUACAUGCAAAACUUUAAAUAAACUGGUAGGUAAAUUAUACUUAACAGUAUAUGUUCAUAAAAAAAUUGUGAAGAAAGUUAUGCAACUCCCAUUAUAAAUGAGCAUAAGAGGCACAAUUCACACAAAUUCCCUAACUGUGCAUCUACCACACACAAGUAUUUCACACAGGCCACAUUUAUCUGAAGUUAAAUUUUUAUUGCAUUUAGCUAUAGCACUGGAUUCAGGCUGGGAUGCUUGGUACUUUGCAGUUUCUCAAACGCAUUUUUGUUGGAAAUCUGAGAUGAAAUCUCUCCUACUUAUAUUUUCACAAGUGCAUUCCUUGUACAAAACAAAGGAACUUAUGGCUGCCAGAUCCAUAACAUUGUAAAAUACAGCAACUGGCUGUCAAUGAGAACUGGCUUUUACUGCGUACUGAUGUGCCAUCUGGUCUGACAACAUCCACUCUGUACUUUGUCUGGUUGUAGAAAACCACAAUCUCCAGUUUUUUCUCCUCAGUAGUGUCAAUGCCAACUGACAUAUGAAGAGAGCUGAGAAUUCAAACAUUUUUCCUUGACUUUCACAUGUAAACAAUUAAUGUAGCAAAGUCUCUGUGUUUCAAAAUUGUACUGGUCUACAGCUCUGGAUUUGUUCACCAUUCCAACUACACUAUGUUUAUUUCUGCAACUCUUUUGCCAGUUUAACUUAAGUAAAAAAAAAUUGUCUGUAGUCACAUUCCCUUUUCAUAAGUAUGGUGUGAUCAACUUGAUUACCACACUGUCUGCCAGCCUCUGAACAGCUAGGUGUGUUUCAUCUUUGCCCAGGUAGGAAAAACCAUUCAAAAUGUAUUUUGAGGCAAUGUCUACUGCCAACCAAAACUUUAUUUCAAAUUUGUUUGGUUUGUUGGCUAUGUAUGGUGUCCAGCAACACCAUGCUUUUGUGGGAAACAACUGCUUUUCCACAAUAAUGUUCUCUUCUGCCUUCUAGCAGACAAUGCUGUUUUAAAUGAAGCCUUUCCAAAUUUCUGAUGCUAAUGCAAAUUUGUCUGUUUGGAGUUGAGCACUUCUUGUCACACUUAAGUCAAAAUGCAAAAUUCUCGAUAUUUCUCAAAAUUGAUUCCUUGGCAUUGUUUCUGUAAAGAGUAAUUCUCCAUUAUGCAAACCAAUAGCUUUCCAGGUAAACACUUUUGCUACCAAAGACCCCACGAACAUAUAGUAAUGCAAUAAAUGCUUGUAAUUCUACAACAGAUAUUUUCCAGGAAUCACUGAAUUGUACCCUAUGCCCAUCUGCUUCAAUACAUUACUAUAUUUACAUUAAAUACAUUAGUAUUUGCAUAUCAGUCAAUAAGUGAACAUCAUUGAGAGGACUAUCAAUGUUGCAUUUUGCCCACUGUGUUGGACCUGAAGUUUCUCUCAAAACAUUUUGUGUAGCCUCAACACCAGGAUUCAUAUUUUUUCUUGAAUUGUUCCAUCCUUUCCAAUAUCCUGUGUACCAGCUCACACUAGUGACACAGCUGGAGUUGCUGUGGUUGGUACUGUACUGGGCAAAGUGGCUUGCAUUGCAGAGGAUUAUCCAGGACUGCUACUUCUCUUACUACCUAUUCUGCAUCUGAAGAGUUGUUUUGGUGGUAGUGGCACAUUCCUCACUUUCACUUGGAGGACUCUCUAUUUCACAAGUAUAAAGCACAAAAAUCUGUAUGUUUGUUUGUUUGUCCCUUUUCUAACUACUCCUAGGUCACUGGGCCAGUCUCAACCAAACUUUGUGGGAUGAUAGUUUGGAACAAGGGGAAUGUUAAUAGGGGACUAACAACUCUCGCCACCUCCACCAGCUGUUAUUGAGCUUUUGUUAUAUUUAAUAUAAGUUAACAUUAACUACACACAUAGAUGGUAACAUGUCCUAAUGCAAAAAAAAUUAUUCAACUUUCUAGAACACAACAUACACAAAGUGUUGGGGAAGGCACACAAAUGCGUUAUAUAUCUCUAUAGAGGAAUGCAAUGAAAACAAAUGGCCACCACUAUUGCAAUAAUACAUAAACUCAGAUGAAGUAGAUACUACAACAGUCACUGUAAAACUGAUUUUGAAGAGCAGUUUCUUGAGUUAUACCCACUUCUUAUUUUGUCCCGUAAUUAAGACACUUCUGCAUCCAAUGACUGUCAAUUAAUUAAUCAUUUGAAGCACUGUGGAAGGACAUUAAGAAUUGGGUGUUGAAAAUGGGUAACAAAAAGCACUCCAACCACCACCACUUUGGCUGCUACCUCUUAAUACAAAGUCACCCUGAUCAUUGCAUAGUGUAUAUCAUGUUUAAAGUAUAUACAUAUUGAGUUCUUAAACCUUACACACACAUAAAAUGUUGGGGAGGUAAAAAUGAAUGCUGUAAUAACAUGUUAUGUUAUAAAUAAAUUGUGUGAAAGUUAG